AUGAGCCGCGCGCGGGCCGCGCUGUGCCGGGGCUGCGUCGCGCUGGCCGCCGCCCUGGCCGCCCUGCUGCUGCUGCCGCUGCCGCUGCCCCGCGCGCCCGCCCCGGGCCGGGCGCCGACCCCGGCCCCCGGCGCGCCCCGCCUGCGGCCCGAGGACGUGUUCAUCGCCGUCAAGACCACCCGCAGGAACCACGCUCCGCGCCUGCGGCUGCUGCUGCGCACCUGGAUCUCCCGGGCCCGCCGGCAGACCUUCAUCUUCACGGACGGGGACGACCCCGCGCUCCGGCUGCAGGGAGGCGACCAGGUCAUCAACACCAACUGCUCGGCCGCGCGCACCCGCCAGGCCCUGUGCUGCAAGAUGUCGGUGGAGUACGACAAGUUCAUCGAGUCGGGGCGCAAGUGGUUCUGCCACGUGGACGAUGACAACUACGUGAACCUGGAGAGCCUGCUGCGCCUGCUGGCUACCUUCUCCCCCAGCCAGGACGUCUACCUGGGGCGACCCAGCCUGGACCACCCCAUCGAGGCCACCGAGAGGGCCCAAGGCGGCGGAACGGUAACCACGGUCAAGUUCUGGUUUGCUACCGGAGGAGCUGGGUUCUGUCUCAGCCGGGGCCUGGCCCUCAAGAUGAGCCCCUGGGCCAGCCUGGGCGGCUUCAUGAGCACCGCAGAGCAGGUGCGGCUGCCGGACGACUGCACGGUGGGCUACAUUGUGGAGGGGCUGCUGGGCGCCCGCCUCACCCACAGCCCCCUCUUCCACUCCCACCUGGAGAACCUGCGUAGGCUGCCGGCCAACGCCCUACUGCGGCAGGUCACCUUGAGCUACGGGGGUCCUGAGAACCCACAGAACGUGGUGAACGUGGCCGGGGGCUUCAGCCUGCAGCAGGACCCCACGAGAUUCCAGUCAGUCCACUGCCUCCUCUACCCGGACACGGACUGGUGUCCUGCGCAGAGCCAGGGCGGCCUCGUCCCUCGAUGACCCGCGACCCCUGGCCCGGGGAGCCCCCACGACCACAGCACCAGGCGGGUGUGCCCUGCAGACCCCCAGGGCCGCUCUCGGGAGAGCAAGACAGCCGGGCACUGGGCGCCGUGACCCCCGAGACGACAGGGCUUCCGGGCACCCGGAGGCUGGCCUGUGGCUGUCCUGGCCCCUUGCCGCCCCUCACCCUGCCAGACUCUGGCUGCUGGGCAGCCUGGCCCCCGCCCCAUGGGGCCCAGCACCUCCUCCACCUGCCGACCCUGAGGAGCCUGGUCCCCCGGACUCUGCUCUGCACUCCCCUCCCCGCCUCCUGCUUGGGGCCCCCAGGCUGAGCCCGGAGGGGACCUGCCCAGCCCUGGCCUGGAGCCCUCGGUGGGAGGGAGCCGGCUCCCCCUCCCUGCCCACAGUGAGCAAGUAAACGCUUCCCUGUAGCCACUGGCUCCCGUCUGGGUCUGAGCCCUGCCACGCCCCCACCACGCCCCGCCAGGCACACCUGCCCUCCCAGCUCCGCCCACCUCGCCGUGAGCCGAAACAUGAGGGUGUGAGGCCGGGGUGCUGCUGCACGGAACGUGGGGUGACAGCCUUGUCCGCCGGCCGUGCUCCUGAGAGCUGGGCCUGUGUGUAUGGGGGUGUACCCCAUGCACACCUACCUGUGCACACGUGUGCUGGCAGGGGGUGUGCGUGACUGCACACCCGUGUCACUGUGUACAUUGUCCCCGAGUUAGAACUUUUUAUUUACUUGAAAGGCAGAGUUAGAGAGGCAGAAGCAGAGCGAGCGAGCGAGAGUCUUCCACGCUCCGGUUUACUCCCCGAAUGGCCACAGUGGCGGAGCUGGGCCGAUCUGAAGCCAGGAGCCUGGAGCUUCUGAGUCCCGACGCGGGCGCAGGGCCCAGGCGCUUGGGCAGUCUCCGCUGCUUUCCCAGGCCACAGCAGGGAGGUGGAUC
Molecule: messenger RNA, 1919 nt
Organism: Lepus europaeus (European hare)
Lineage: Eukaryota; Metazoa; Chordata; Mammalia; Lagomorpha; Leporidae
Gene: RFNG
Product: RFNG O-fucosylpeptide 3-beta-N-acetylglucosaminyltransferase
Exons: 8
Coding region: 1-975 (324 amino acids)
Biological process (GO): regulation of Notch signaling pathway; pattern specification process
Cellular component (GO): Golgi membrane
Molecular function (GO): O-fucosylpeptide 3-beta-N-acetylglucosaminyltransferase activity
Source: RefSeq, a predicted model, not a curated record